Symbiodinium pilosum is the source of this 2400-nucleotide messenger RNA. NCBI's taxonomy places the organism in Eukaryota, Dinophyceae, Suessiales, Symbiodiniaceae. The record is from the annotation of a GenBank genome assembly.
AUGGGUUAUUUCUCCCUUUAUCUGGUCGGGCAAGCCUUUGACGUCGGGUUCACGCUGCACAUACUCAUUGUCGAUGACGAUGUCAUUCACGGCCGCAGUGUAAGGGACGUUCUGGCGGCCCACAAUUACCCAGCUGACGUCGCCACCACCGGGCAUGACGGGCUUGCGCGACUGCGCAAGGCACACACCGACGGCAAUCCUUAUCAGGUUCUCAUUCUCGAUCUGCAUAUUCCGGAUCUGAUGGGCGUUGAUGUUUUAAGCGCAAUCAAAACCCACGGCCUGGCGGUAAAAACUGUUGUGCUCUCAGGCGAAAGUGAGCUGUCGACCAUCGCCCCCAUUCUGAAGCUGGGGGCCUACGACUAUCUGCGCAAACCGUUUCAGGUACCUGAACUGAUCACCAGCGUUGCCAACGCCUUGUCAGCCUUCCAGUUGGAGCAGGAAAAUAAAAGCAUGCAGGCAGAAGCAGCCAGCAAUGCCCGUUUGUACCAGUUCCUGCUGAAUGCCUCUCCAGACCUUAUCUAUAUGCUGGAUGAACAUGGUCAAUUCAGAUACCUGAAUCACCAGCUCGACGGCGUUUUUGAUGCUGAUUACAACAGUCUCACCCAGACAGACUGGCAACAUCUGUUUGUUGGCAGGCAGAAUCUGGUUGAUCAGUUACAACACCAGUUCAACGAACGUCGAACCGGCAUUCGUGCAACUGUUGGCGAAGAGUUCACCUACACGUCCAGCGUCGGCAACCAACACACCCUUGAACUGUCCGCCAUUGGCCUCUACGAAGGCCGUUCAUCUGACGCACUGGGCAAAUUUAUCGGCACUUAUGGCGUUAUACGGGAUGUCACGGAAACCAGACGUACCCGCCAGGCUCUGCACCAGAGCCAGCGAAAAUUUCACAGCCUGUUUGUCGACAGCCCGGAUGCCGUUUUUAUUGCGCGUAUCGAAGACGGUCUGAUCAUUGAACGCAACCCGAACUUUGACAAUAUCUGUGCAGUGAUGGGUGUCAGCGACGAUCGGCAUGACAGUUUCCUGUGGACGCCUGAACACCAGCGUAGUGAUUUCAUCAGCGGCCUCGCCAGGAAUCCGGAACAUUUCGACUGGACCUUUGCACGCGACGUCCAGGGCGAGCCGCGUUUUUUCGAGAUACGCGCGCGACAGCUGGAGCUUGAAGGUGAGCUGUGCAUGAUUGCAACGGUUCGCGACCGCACCCACGAACGUCGUGCUGAGCAGGACCGUCUGACCUUGCAGGAACAGAUGCAGCAAGCCGGUCGUAUGGAAGCUAUCGGUCAGGUCGCCGGCGGUAUCGCACAUGAUUUUAACAACAUUCUCGCGAGCAUCAUCGGCUACGCUGAACUCAUCAUGAACGCCCGUGCUCGCCUGAGUGAAGAUCAGGUUGACCAGUACCUGGGAGAAGUGGUUACCGCUGGCCAUCGCGCCAGAGAUCUCAUCUCCCAGAUGUUAACGUUUACCCGCGCGCAACGUGGUGAAGCCCAUCCCGUAGAUAUCCGCGAAACAAUUUCCGAUGUCUCGCGUAUGUUACGCGCGGCGAUUCCAGCUUCGAUCACCAUCGAUACUGUAUUUGCAGAUCCACUGCCCGCUGUCAUCGUUGAUCCUGUGCAGAUCCAGCAGGUUGUCAUCAAUUUACUGAUCAAUGCCAGGGAUGCCAUCAACGGCAACGGACGAAUCACAAUCAAUGUGUUUGAGGAAACUCAGCCGGCUGUCUGUCACACCUGUGGUGAACCCAUCACACCCGGCAAUGUGGUCAUUCGAGUCAGUGAUGAUGGCCACGGCAUAUCAAAAGAACUGCUGGCUAAAGUUUUUGAAAUGUAUUUCACCACCCGAGAGCCCGGUCAGGGCACGGGCUUUGGUUUGUGGAUGAUUAACAAUCUGGUACACGAACACCACGGACACAUCACGCUGGACAGUACCGCCGGUCAAGGUACAAGUUUUGGUAUCUAUCUGCCUACCGCGGAAGUGGACGCAACUGACAAUCAGCUCCUGCAGGUCCCCGCACCGCAAAUGAGUGGCCGCAUUGUGGUUGUGGAUGAUGAAGUAUCAGUGGCCAACUUCAUUGGUGAGGUGCUGCGGGACAAAGGGUAUCCGACCCUGGUAUUUACGGAAAGCCCCCAGGCUUUGGACUAUCUGGAACGCAACAUUGAUGAUGUUGCUCUGCUGCUCACGGAUGGUUCCAUGCCGUUGAUCACCGGCGUCGAGCUGAUUCAGAAAUUACGCACAUUCAAUACACAGCUGCCGGUGAUUUACAUCACCGCAUACACUCAGAGCACAGACAGCAAAGCCCUGACAAAACUGGGUGUGAACCGCUACCUGCAGAAGCCAUUCAGUAUUGACGAUAUGCUCGCCGCUGUUGCCGAUUUGACCAAGACUGAAGAAACCGCAGAAAGUUAA